AUGGAUCAAAUGAAGGAUGCCUGCCAUCUUACCGGCGUUGCAGAAGAAGCAGAAGAAGAAGAAGAAGAAGAAGAAGAAGAAGAAGAAGAAGAAGAAGAAGAAGAAGAAGAAGAAGAAGAACAAGAAGAAGAAGAGAACAUGGCCGCCGCCCGAACCGAAGACGAAGCCGUCGCGACGACAGCCAUCACCCCGGGCGAAGAAGCUGAAUCAGUGGUCGUCCGCCCCCUCGCGUUGGUGCCAUACACAAAGCCGGGACUUGGCGCGGUGGCCACCGGGGGCCGGCUGAAGAGCUCACAGCGGCCGUCACCACCACUGCUGCUAAACAGCCACGCUUCGCAGCGACUCACCGUGGCACAUUUGGCCGCGCAGGCGCUGGCAUCGGCGAAUCCGGAGCCAAACGUCAGUGCUGCACUGCUGAAGAAGGCAAUCGUGUUGGGGGAACCGAUGCUGCUUGGGGAGGAGGAGGAGGAGGAGGAGGAGGAGGGUGACGCGCUGUCAGUGAGGGUUGUGGUUGUUGUUGUUGUCGCCGCGAUGGUGAACCAGCAUGCGAGCAGGGUGAAAUGA
This is a messenger RNA of Aspergillus japonicus CBS 114.51, 564 nucleotides long. RefSeq lists its product as uncharacterized. The transcript has a single exon. Lineage: Eukaryota; Fungi; Ascomycota; Eurotiomycetes; Eurotiales; Aspergillaceae. The coding region runs from base 1 to 564 and encodes 187 amino acids. The record is from RefSeq and is a predicted model, not a curated record.